GCGGUUUUUCGAUAUAUCUCGUAAAUUAAACAAAAUAUAAAAAAAUGUUUCAUACGAAAGUUUUACAGUACCUAAAUGUACUUCGCGCUCGUUGUUAAAUAUUAAUUAAGCAGUGAUGUAUUGCAAUAUUGGUUUUAGUUGCGCUUUAUGUGCGUGGACGCACGGAGAGCGCGGCGCGCAUUAUUCGAAAACAUUUAUUAGGCCGGCCAAGGCCGAAAGCUCGGGAGCCCGUAUCCGGGGAAGUCGACGAGAGGAAGGCGUGCACCGCGCGCACGAAAGAGCCGUCUUCUUAUAAUCAUAAAUAUCGCGUAUAAAUGCAUAUAGCGCGAUGCUCCAUAAAUCCGAGUCCCCGUUUGCCGACCGAAAAACGGGUCUGCACGCUCUGCACCGCGAGAGAUAGGCGUAUGUAAUUAAACGUCCGCUGUCCCAAUCCGCAUUAUUAUUAGCAGCGACACACACGCCUGUGCCCUCGACUUUUCCAGCGAUUCUAGAGAUCCGUGAUUGUCGAAUGAGUCGUGUAACCCAAAGAUUUUCUCGAGCUCGUAGAGGUUCCUCACGGUCUCCUCGACAUUCGUGGGACGUGUUUGACGCGAUGCGGGCCUUCCUUUCACGUAACAAUAAAACCUCCGUGGCGACGGGAGGAGGAAGGAUGGGAAGAAGGCAUAAGGGGCCCCGCACGGGUAAACUCGCUGCCCGCGUGUCUACGCGCGCUCACGACGGGCUAACGAUAUUUAUUAUACGUCGGCGAUGAAUUAUGGGCCGUUAAGCCCGCCGUCGUGACGGGACGGGCCCUACGGCCCCGCGUAGCGAGCUGGCAUCGCCACUGCGCGCCAGUCCGGCCCGGAGGAAAAACGCGCGGGACGGCCGCGCCGCGCGGCGCGAAAUGAAAUAUUUAUUCCAUUUACGAGACGCGCACAGCCCGUAUUGUAAUGCGCUGAACCCCGCGCUGCGCUUUCGCGGUCCGCCGCCGUUCGUCGAGUUAUCGCGAUAUUGCGUCCGCGAAGGUGGCUGCUGCGAGAGUGGCUGUCUCUCCCUCCUCCCUGUCCGAUUAUCGCGCCACGAUUCGCCUCUCCCGUCUCGCUGUUGUUCAUUUUCGAAUCACCCUCGAAUUUUUCAUGAAUCACAUAAUCUAUGACAUAAUUAAUUGUAAAGUUUUUUUUUUUUUAUAAAUAUUGUUUGCUGUCUGUGGGGCAGCCGAAGUGCAAAAAGAAAAAAAAUCCGAGCAGCGUACGCACAGUGAUAAGACAAAUCGUUUGGUACAAAUAAAUACGUUAUUAGUAUUAUCAAAUAACUAUUUUAAUAUUUAAUUUAUUUAAAUCAAGUAAUGUUUUCUCAAGGAUUUAGAAUAUGUUUUGAAUAAAUUUCUUACUUAUGACGACCUUGCAAUAGAUUUGCGGAUAUACGAAGUUAUGAAUUAUUUAAAGUAAGUGAUACUUAUUUAAUUCAAGUACACAUUGUCCCACGUGUGCACAGAAGUUCAUUUUAAGUCAAUCUUAGUAAAUCUCGUUUCAAGUAAAUAAUGAGAUUCCAAGGCUAUUUCAUCAAGGAGAUAUUUUUUACAAAGAUAACUGUUACUUAAAAAAAAAAAAAGAAAAUUAAAAAAUGAGAAAUUGUUUUUCUUAGCACAAGAAAAAAUUUUUCUGUAUAUAAUCUUGUUAGUUUCUGUUUGACAAGAGAUCACCGACAAUUACACGAAGCAUGUGAAUUACUCGAAGCACAAGUCUAUACGUGGCCCCGCGAGGAACGAAGGGAGGCAAUGUCUCACGAUCGCGGGUCACUUUCGAGGCACCCUGGAACGGACGGUCCAGUUCGUGGAGCUCGGAUGGCCGCGAUGCUCCGCGCGGUUUCCGCGACGAGGAAAACCCCUCGAUGAGCUUUUCCGCUUCCUUCGCGGGUCGCUCUACUCGUGGGAAAGCGCGCGUAAGGACGACAAGACCGUUUAACAGGCCCCUGUAACGGGUAACGGUAACGGCGGUGGAGUCGCGGGGAAUCGCGAAAGAAAAGAAAAAAUCGCGCGCGCUUCAAGCCAUCGCGAGCGAGAACGCGCGCGCGUGGCUAAUGACGGAGAAACGGGACCCGCGUUGGUGUCCCGCGGUUAAUUUUCGAAAACCGGCUCCGGCGCGAGUCGCUUCCCGGCCGCGACGUACGCGCGGUUACGCCCGUCCCGUCGAAUAAUAUCCGCCGCCUCAAAGAGACGAUCCGCGGGAGAUGUAGCAAUUGAACCGUCCAGCUGGCUCUUUCUCCGCCUCGCUCGCCCUCGCGUAUAACGUCGACGGGCAUAAUUUAUUCCCGGGAUUCCCGAAAUUAAUGGCAUCUCGCGACGAGUCCCCCGCUCGGCUGGACGCUCACGGUUUUUAUAAUGGCGUAACGAGUUGCGCGCGGACUCGUCUCCAAUAAGAUAAUUAGAAGUCAAAUGUUAAUUUAAAUGAAUUAAUCAUGAUUAGGAGCCGGCCGAUGGGAUUUUUGUCCCUUCGGCGAUGCGGUCGUUAACCACGCGUGGCUUCGUGUGUGAGCGUGGCAUUCCUGAAAAUCCUUGCGCGAGGAUUUAUUGAUACGCUCAAUGCCGGCUUCCUCGUGCCGGAAUCAAUUGGAAUUGAUACUCGUUCUCGCGCCGCUUGACACUUGCGUAAUCGGCCAAGUGGUCGAGCCGCGACCACUGGGAAAUGUAUAUGAUCCCGCGUCGCGACGUGCGCGUAAAAAAAAAAAAAGUAAACUUCCCUGGCACUAAUCCGAUACGCCAGUUUACAUUCAGGUGACAUUCCGGAUCUAUCGGGAUUAAUCUAUUACGCAACGCGAUUAACUCACGACGGACGGAGAUAAACAGAAACGGGUUUCCGUUGCGCGCGAUCGAAACGUCGGGGAUUUGACGAAAGAAUUCAGUCGACAUCAUGGAGAGCCUGAGCGAAGGUGAUAAGGCUGUCUUGAAGACGAUAUUCGACCCGUUUCAGUCCGACUUUCCAGGCCUUCCGGUUUCCCAGGAAGUCGGAGAGACGACGGACGUCUUUGAGGAGGAUUGUUUAGAACAAAGUGUACUAGACAUCGUAAAAAAGGCAAUAAUCUGCGCGGAAGCAAAGAACUUCGAUGAAUCUUUUCAGCUUUUUGAUGAGGCAUUAAAGCAGAUACCUGAAUCACCGGCGAUCUUAAAUGACAGAGCGCAAGCGUUACGCCUGGCGAAUCGAGAUGAAGAGGCGUUGAAGGAUCUACAUUUAGCGGUGGAAUUAAGCGGAGGAAAAGGAAGAGCGGGCGUCCAGGCACUCUGUCAACGCGGCGCCCUUUACCGUUGGAUGGAGCAGGACGACAAGGCCAGAGAAGAUUUCACUCGUGCUGCCAAGGCUGGCUCGAGUUUCGCUAAAUCGCAACUAGUCGCUCUGAAUCCCUACGCGGCUAUGUGCAACGCGAUGCUGCGCAAGAUGACGCACAUUCACGACUAAUCGACUUUAAUUUAACGUGGGAUUAUAGGUCAAAAUAGUGACCACUUAAUAGAUACAUAACGUUUUAUUUUUAUUUCCAUGUAGAUAAAGUCACGAACGUCCACAAGACCUACAGAUCCUGAUAUAAUCAUAAAAGUAAUAAUAUAAUAAUAUAGUAAUAGUAAUAAUAAUAACAAUAAUCAUUGGAAAUUUCACAUAAAAAUAUAAAUUAUCUGUAUUAAACCCGGAAUAUAUAUCCAUUUGUAAAAUCGGGCCUAAUUUCUGCUAAAAAGGAACUCGCGCUAAAUCGCCAAACAACGAAGAAAACGUCAAGUUCUGUAUAUACCCGUAAAGAUUCCUUCUCUUCCAGCUAAAUCAGUUCUCCCUAGGUUCCAAGAUUUACAUCUAACAGAGAAAGAGAGAGAGACAGAGAGAACUCGGUGCGCAUUAAUUAACUACAUUGUCGGUAGACAUUGAUCGCAUUAAGAGAGAUUGAAGACUUCGAACAGUACCCAAAAUUUAUUCAACAGAAACUGAUAACGAAAUUACGCCUAAUAUGAUUUCCUCAUAUUACACACAUAUGCUCUUGUAUAGAUAUCUAUAUAUGUAUAGAAUAAAAUAUGCCUUAUAUCA
Monomorium pharaonis (pharaoh ant) is the source of this 4043-nucleotide messenger RNA. Its product is annotated as tetratricopeptide repeat protein 36. Gene Ontology annotation, molecular function: protein binding. Gene Ontology annotation, biological process: cilium assembly. Bases 2889 to 3431 code for a protein of 180 amino acids. Lineage: Eukaryota; Metazoa; Arthropoda; Insecta; Hymenoptera; Formicidae. The record is from RefSeq and is a predicted model, not a curated record. The transcript is spliced from 3 exons.